GCCUCACGCUUUACAGGUCUCGGUCGUUUCUUUUUAUUUUAACUGCGUAUUUCCGACUUGUUUUCUACUCCUACCAGCGGCGGCGAUAACAUCGGUGCUCUUCUUCUCUCUUCUCCUCUCGCUCGAUUCUUGCAUCUCCGGCGGCGAUUUCUGGUGGUUUCGUUACCUAUCUACAUAUCUACAUACAUAUACACACACCUGUAUAUACAUAUGCAGUGUUGUUAUUGUGAUUUGUUGAGUUUGAGCAGUGAAGUUGAGAUUUGAAAGUGAAAAAGGCAUUCGGAUACUGCAUAUGUAGAGAGAGAAAGUAUAGAGAGAGAAAGGGGAAGAGAUGGCAGGAGGUGUUGGUAAAAGGAUAAAGAUUGGCGUAUGCGUAAUGGAAAAGAAGGUUUUCUCCGCUCCGAUGGCGCAGAUUCUGGAGAGGCUACAGUCCUUUGGUGAAUUUGAGAUCGUACAUUUUGGGGACAAAGUUAUUCUUGAAGAUCCAAUAAAGAGUUGGCCAGUUUGCGAUUGCUUGAUUGCCUUCUAUUCUUCUGGUUAUCCCCUUGAAAAGGCUGAGGCAUAUGCUGCAUUAAGGAAGCCUUUCCUUGUAAAUGAAUUGGUGCAACAACACCUUCUUCAUGAUAGAAGGAAGGUAUACAAGCGUCUUGAAACAUAUGGAAUUCCUGUUCCAAGAUAUGCCCUUGUAAAUAGAGAAGUGCCGUAUCAAGAGCUGGAUUAUUUUGUUGAGGAAGAUGAUUUUGUUGAGGUUCAUGGGAGUCGCUUUUGGAAGCCUUUUGUGGAGAAACCUGUUCAUGGUGAUGAUCACAGCAUAAUGAUAUAUUACCCUAGUUCAUCUACCACCAACACCACU
Molecule: messenger RNA, 853 nt
Organism: Camellia sinensis
Lineage: Eukaryota; Viridiplantae; Streptophyta; Magnoliopsida; Ericales; Theaceae
Source: RefSeq, a predicted model, not a curated record